Messenger RNA from Cavia porcellus (domestic guinea pig), 10610 nucleotides. RefSeq names its product zinc finger protein 16 (gene Znf16). Gene Ontology annotation, molecular function: DNA-binding transcription repressor activity, RNA polymerase II-specific; RNA polymerase II cis-regulatory region sequence-specific DNA binding. The record is from RefSeq and is a predicted model, not a curated record. Lineage: Eukaryota; Metazoa; Chordata; Mammalia; Rodentia; Caviidae. Gene Ontology annotation, cellular component: nucleoplasm. Gene Ontology annotation, biological process: regulation of transcription by RNA polymerase II.
UCCUACGCAGACUACCUCGCUGUAACUGACACCCCCCCCACACCCCACCCCCGUUUUGGCUGGGAUGCUCGCUGAGGAGCGGUAAUCGUUUGGGCUCCUGGAAGGAGUAGGGCCUGAGGAAUCUGCCAGCACAUAUCCUGAGGUUCCAUCUGCGGAGGGUUGCUACGAGGUCUUCUGUACCUGGUUCAGCUUUUCACCAGGGGAAAAUGCAGAAAUUCUAGGCUCAUUCAAGCUGUUUGAUAAACACGUUGUAUUGUAAUAGUUACGCAGUUCAGGUUUCCUUGCUGCCUACCAGGCAGAAUGGCCCAUAAUUCCUGGAGGUUCUUUCACAUAGGCAGUAUAUCUGGGAAGUAACUGGCUUGUAGGGUCUUUCUCAAAUUUUUAAGUGCUUGUAUGACUAGCUUGAGUCUACCAGGAUAAUAUGUGACAAUAAUUUUAAUUCUUUCUGCAAAAUGCUUUUUGUCGUCUGGUGGUUUAGCAUAUCCAGAGAUUCCAGAGAUUGGGACACAGAUAUAGGGUAAUGAGCUUUCUGCCUACUACCGAUUAAGUUUAUGUUCUCUGGGCAAGAUGGUACAGAGAAGGAGGUCAGAAAAACAAGAUGUAGGGGCUGGGGAUUUAGCUCAGCGGCAUAAGCACCUGCCUUGCAAGCAGGCAGUCCUGAAUUCGAUCGAUCCCCGGUACCGAUAAAAAGUUAAUAAAAAAAAAAAAACAAGAUGUAAAGCAUGCACACAGUUUGGCCCAAUUUAUAAUUUUUAAAACAUUAUAUAUAUAUAUAUAUAUAUAUAUAUAUAUAUAUAUAUAUAUAUUUGCUUUUGUAAACCUGGAAGAAUAACCUAAAACUUGGAAGAGGAACCAAGAUUUGUUAGAUUUGUUCACAUUUUAACCUCCUCUUCCCUCCAGCCCCUAGUCAGACCCCAGAACCACACACCUCCACCCUUACCUUCGAAAUUUCGAACCAUAUGAUUCUGCCCCUAUUAAUAAUGAUGAAAACUAGAAGUAUUUUUUAAAAACAUGCUGAAUAAAAAUAUGGAAAUGAUUGAAUCUCCCUAUGAUAAGGGAGAGUAUUUUCUCCCCAUGGAAACUGGGCAGUCUCUUGGUCUAUUUCUGGUAUGGCAUGAAUGAGCUCCAUAGUGUUUUCUCUUCAUUGAAUCUCAUUUGACACUAUAUUUCUGAGUACCCUGCCAGGUUAAUCUUUUGAGAUGUUUUAUUUUUAUCUGUGAUUUAGAAGUGCAGCCAAGGUCUCUUCCAAUCUGUCCUUGGUGACCAUCCCUCUGAGCUCAGUCUUUGCAGUCUUCUACAAGCUUUGAACCUACACUUAUUCUCUGACCAACUCAUUAAGACUACUCAUUAAGACUACUCAUUGUGGGUUCUUCCGUGAUCUUGCCUCAGAAAGCCUGUCCAGCCCUUCUUCCUUGUCCAAGGAGACCAUGAGUAAUGCCUUACCAUUCUCCUGCCACCUUUUUUCAGAGAAACCACUCUUCAGCUCCUUUCCAGAUCACCUUGAUUGAGCAGUUGGAAAUGCCACCGCCUUCUGACAUUCCCCUCAACUUCAUCAAAACCUGAAGUGGAUAAGUCUUCCCUCCCCUAGGCCAGAGUCUGUUGGCCAAGACACUGCAUCUGAACAGAGUUUGUGCUCCAUCUUGGGUUAGUGAAAGGCUGCCUCCCUGUUACCCUGUUAAAUACCUGGAGCCCUCAGAAGCCUGUGCUGUAGACCUGUAUUUCACAGAGUGCAGGCAGCACUCCUACUGCAAGGUCUGUAGGACACAAUGUAGUGUCUAUCAGGGUGUGCCCUGCUCUUUUGAUUUUUCUGUCCACAUUGGCUGUCUCAUACUUCCUGGAACCUGGCCUCCUUGCCCCUUACUGUCUUCAGCCUUUACACUCAGCUUCUGCCUUGGACUUUUUUCCCCUAAUACCUGUAUGACUCUUCCCUUCCUUUACCAUUGGGUUUCUGUAAGGCCUACCUGUCUACCUUAGUUAAAAUGCCCCUGCUGCCUCUGUCAAAAGCAGUUGCCCCCACUCACUGAUGGAUUUGCUAUGAUCUGUUACUCCAAUGAGCUCCAGAAGAACUAUGGGUUGCUGCUGUGUCCCAUAGUCUACCCAGGACAGAUACCAGCAUAUAGGAAACACUGAAAAAUGCAUAUCUGAUAGAAGAAAUUUGGGCCAAGUGUGGUAGCACACACCUGUAAUCUCAGUACUCCUGGGAUUGAGGGAGGAGGAUAACUGCAAGUUUGAGGCUCACCUAGGCUACAAAGUUGAGUUCAAAGCCAGUGUGUACUACAUAGCAAAACCGUGUCUCAAGAAGACAAAAAAAAAAAAAAAAAAAAAGAAAGAAAAAGAAAUUUGGUCUGUAGGUUGACAGACAUUUUUCACUGGAUUUCUGCCAACAUAUCCUGCUUUGUCUUUACUCCUGAGAGGCACAGACAUUUGUGUCAGACCCCACUCCCUAGUGGGUUACAGGGGAGGGUGGGGCUCAUGAGGGUUCGAGCAGUUAAUACCUCAGUCCAUGUCAGGAGCCCAUGUGCCUUUAGGUAAAAGUAUACCAUCUCCUGCCCAGAGGAGGUGGCCGAGAUUGGAGAGAGCCCAAGUUUAGUGGUCUUCACAGAAUAAAGGAUGUUAUUACCACUGGAUGGAUAGAGUCACCACAGAGGUUGGUAUAGGUGUCGAAAUGAACUUGUGGCAUCAACAUGCAUGGGGAGAUGAGCGAGCACCAGGUUCAGUGGGAGGGCUUUUCAGGAGGGUGGAGACAGGGACACCUGCUUUGGCUCAGACUUUACUUCUUAGGUUGGCAGUACUGGCAAACAGUAUUUGAGUGACUGUAUGUGUGUCCACAAUGUGGCCUGCCCUUGGCUGUUCAACCCUUGAGGGUUUUGUUUCUGUUCAGUAGGUGGUUAUUGUGCGUUCUGCUUCAUAACAUUGUAAGUGUCAGGAGCCAGGAUUGUGAGGCAGACCCACAGCAGGAAGCAGACACUGGGAAGGCUGCUCUCCUAUCAUGAUGGGAUGAGUCCUUAGAGGGUGCCUGUGACCAAGGCACUCACUCCGCCUUCGGAGUCAGCAUCUCACCCUUCUACCUGCAAUCCUGGCUCAUGAUUCUGUGUCUCCAUGGCUGACUCUCUUCCCUUGGAUCCAAGAUCAGGUAACAUAGUACCAGUCCUUGAUACCUAACAAUACCACGCCCCCUGCAAGUCUCAGGCUGCAGGGGCAGAGGACAAAAUUUCUUCCUAGGAGAAUGGAACAAGCCUUUCUGCACACUGAUGUGUGUCCUUGCUGGUCUUCAGGUCCCAGCUAUGCCUAGCCUCAGAAUUUGCCCCAAGGAGGCAGAGAUGGAACUCUCAGCUCUAGGACUAUCCCCUUGGAUCCCUGCAGCACAGUCUUAUGUGAGUGAUACUCCUGUUGUGACCCACCCUAGAUCUCUAAUCUGUGGGCCCCUCAUCUGUGGCAUUGUUGAGCUGGAAAACCCCCACUUUCAGCAGCCAGAUUGUGAUACCAGGACUGAAGACAAAGAGUGUUAUCUGAAGGAAAAUGUUUCUGAGGAUUUGAAAUCACAGGCAGAAAUAGCAGAAAACUUAGAUGAUGUUUCCCAGGUGCCUGAGUUUGGAGGAUUCUGUGAGGACAUAAUAGAAGGGGAGUGGAAGGUCCUUGGAGGUUAGAACCGUACAUCUCUCCAUCAGAAGGGGGCCUUCAAACCAGUGACAGUGCUCCUUCAGGAUCCCUUCAGGGAGAAAGGUCUGUAUUGUCAUAGUUUUGACCGAAGCUUCAUUCUGAUCCCAAGACUGAUGGCCUAUCAGGGAGUCCCUAUGGAAGAGAGAUCACAUCUGUAUGACACGUAUGGCCUUAAUGCCUUCCAUCACACUGAGGACCUAACUGACCAUGAGAGCAUUCCCACAAGUGAAAGCCCAUUCAUAUGUAAUGGAUGUGGAAAAACCUUCAGAGGAAACCUUGACCUUAUUCAGCAUCAGAUAGCCAGCACUGGAGAGAAGUCCUUUAUGUGUAAUGAAUGUGGAAAAGCUUUCCACCAGAACUCAGUUCUUAAAAACCAUCGGCCAUCUCUGGUGAGUGUGAAAGCCUAUCAGUGCAGUGAAUGUGGGAAAGCUUUCCAUGGGUGUGCAGACCUGGCCGGGCAUCAGGUUCAUCACAGCAGUGAGAGGCCUUAUGUGUGUAAUGAAUGUGGGAAAGCCUUCAGCCAGAAUUCAAGCCUUAAAAAGCACCAAAAGUCUCACAUGAGUGAGAAGCCCUAUGAAUGCAGUGAGUGUGGAAAGGCUUUUAGGAGGAGCUCAAACCUUAUCCAACAUCAGAGAAUCCAUUCUGGGGAGAAACCAUACGUGUGUGACAAAUGUGGGAAGGCCUUCCGGCGGAGCUCAAACCUCAUUAAACACCACAGGAUUCACACAGGGGAAAAGCCUUUUGAGUGUGGGGAGUGCAGGAAGGCCUUCAGCCAGAGUGCACACCUCAGAAAGCAUCAGAGGGUUCACACUGGAGAGAAACCCUAUGAAUGUAAUGAUUGUGGCAAACCAUUCAGUCGAGUCUCUAACCUCAUUAAGCAUCACAGGGUUCACACUGGAGAGAAACCUUACAAGUGCAGUGACUGUGGGAAAGCAUUUAGUCAGAGUUCCAGUCUCAUUCAGCAUCAAAGAAUUCACACUGGAGAAAAGCCUCACGUGUGCAACAUAUGUGGAAAGGCCUUUAGUUACAGUUCAGUGCUCAGGAAGCACCAGAUAAUCCACACCGGAGAGAAGCCGUAUGGAUGUAGUGUCUGUGGAAAGGCCUUCAGCCACAGCUCUGCUCUAAUCCAGCAUCAGGGAGUACACACUGGCGACAAGCCAUAUGAGUGCCACGAGUGUGGGAAGACUUUUGGUCGCAGCUCCAACCUCAUCCUUCACCAGCGAGUCCACACUGGAGAGAAACCCUAUGAAUGUACUGAGUGUGGGAAAACCUUCAGCCAGAGCUCAACCCUCAUUCAGCACCAGAGGAUUCAUAACGGUUUGAAACCCCAUGAGUGUAACCAGUGUGGUAAAGCCUUCAACCGGAGCUCAAAUCUUAUUCACCACCAGAAAGUGCACACUGGGGAGAAGCCCUACACAUGUGUUGAGUGUGGUAAAGGCUUCAGCCAAAGCUCACACCUUAUUCAACAUCAGAUAAUCCACACUGGUGAGAGGCCAUACAAAUGCAGCGAGUGUGGAAAAGCCUUCAGUCAGCGUUCAGUCCUAAUUCAGCACCAGAGGAUUCACACUGGGAUAAAGCCCUAUGACUGCACUACUUGUGGGAAAGCUUUUAGCCAGCGGUCAAAGUUGAUUAAACACCAGUUGAUUCAUACAAGGGAGUAGUCUGUGGGCCAGGAGGAAUGAAAUCAAGCCAGGCUCCUUUUAAGACUCCACUGACCCUUAUUUCAGCCUGUCCAGACCUGAAACCCAGGGUCACUCAACCAUCUUCCACACAUUCAACCACCCAACCCUGGAACACUCCUUACAAUCACCCUUCACAGGCUCCCUUCCCCUGCCAUCAACCCACUUCAUGUGCUCUCCUGUGGGUGUUUUUGUUUUGUUUUGUUUUGAGUUUGUGAGCAGGUUACCAUAUUUGUUAGGAGGAAAAGAUUAUGAAGGCUGCAUAUUCGUGAAUUGAGUUCAUUAUUGUGGUUAAAAGUUACCAAAAAGUGACCUUUGGUUGUAGAUAACCACAGUAAUACUUCGGUUUGGCAGUCAGUCAUAGGGAAUAAGUUUUGUAUCAGUGACUGUUGUAGAUGUUUUGUUUUUAUAAAAUCAAGUUGAACAUUUUCAGGUCUGGUUAGUCUGCCAUCCUCCACCGUGGUGAUACACUAAUGCCUCGCCCCUUCUUACUGACUCCUUCAUACAGCUUGCACCCAAGACUUCCCCACUCCCCUGCUUUCCUCUAUGUUUACCUGCAAGCAGAUCAGUUGCCUCCUCAUUGCUCUGUUGUGACUGCAGUCCUGGCCUCCAGUUCUGUCCCUCACUGUGCAGGCCCCCAGAGACAUCUGUGCACCUCAUUUUCUUGCCCAUAUCCUUCCAUGAUGUCUUUUCCGAGAUACAUAUAUCACCAGAUAUUUUUGAAGUACUUCCUUGGGGCUCUGCCCUGGAUCUAGCUCACCAACCUCCAUCCUCAUUUUCCUGGAGUUGUGCCCCUGGCCCCUGAACAGGCAAAAAAAAAAAAAAUGUUUGACAUGUUUCACUAGAGACUUCCAGACCCCAGCUAACAGAUUGCAAUCUAGGAGUAUCACAGGACCUGCAGGCCAAAUCUGGCAGACAUGUCAGUUAAUGUUUGUCAGGAUGCAUCUGUGCCACUGGCUUAAAGAUAUUGAAGGCAGUUUUUGCAUGACACAACUGAAAAGUUAUGAUUGAUACUAUAUAGCCCCCAAAGCCUGAGUCUUUAGAUUCUGCCCCUUUACAGGAGAAGUUUGCUAGCCCAACCUUAGCAUGCUACCCUGCCAACAGAGGUAGCUUUCAGGUCCAGACUUUGCCCAGGCACUUAAAUUCUUACAGGAGUUGAGGUGGAUUUUCUGACCAGGGCCCUAGUUUAUGCUAUGAAAUGGUUGUAUAUGUGCGGUGGAUGCUUCUUGACCAGUUCUUGUAGCCACAUAACAUCCCUGCUUCCUUACUGUUCCCUGAAUACUGUAGGCCCUAUUGGGAAACUUGAGACCUAACUCUGAAAUGAGUUCCUAUUGCAGUCAGUUUUGUGACAAGUGAAUGACAUGGUAUGGGUGGCACCUUGAAACUGUACCUUUGUCUUAGCAGUCUGUUAGGUAUAUUCACAGAUUAUUAGGAUUUCUUACUCUCUAGAACUAAAGAAGUAGGCUUAGGGGCAAGCUUCCACAAAAGAUUCUAGAACAGUCCCUUAUGGUUACCCUUCUCCCAAGCUUCCACAAAAGAUUCUAGAACAGUCCCUUAUGUUACCUUACUCCUUGAGAGCUGCUUUACAUUUGCAGAUUUCACUGCUCUGCUCUGACCCAGGCCAACAGACAGGCGUUGAACUUCCUUCUUUACCCCUGCUUUGACUUAAUGUCUUGUACAUCUGUAUCAGAACCAGAACUAAUGCUUGUUUUCUACUACCAAAAAAGGAAGCAUGAAGUGCACAUUGUGGAUUCUAGGCUGAAAAGGCAGCAGAGAGCUCCCAGGGUGUGUAAAUAGGUUUCGUGAAUUUUUGAGUAGUUAUAAAUGACUGGUUCCCCUGUAACCUGCAUUUUUGUGAUUUUUAAAGUUUUUUUUUAAAUAAUUUGACUCAGAAAAUUUGAAGUACCACAAAGCAUAUCUACCUCCCUCCACUCAGAUUUCCCACUUAAGAUUUCUUUUGUUACUUACUUCUCUCCCUCCCCCCAAUAAAAACAAGUCUUCCCCUGAGACUGAGCUACAGAUGGGGUGCACCUUUCCCCAGAAAGUCAGCAUGUGCCUCCCCAGCAGGAACCUCUUCUUCAGCCACGGGAUCAGUGUGAAAGUCAGAGAAUAAGUGAUGGUCUGCAUGAUCUGUAAGCCUUCCUAACUUGGCACUUGUCCCAGUGAUGCCCAUUUUAGCAAAUAGAAAUGUUUUUCCCUGGUCCAGAAGCCAGCUUUCAAUCACGCAUAUGUAACUGUCAUGAAUAGUUCAGUCUUUGUCUUUAAUAACAUUUUUGAAGCACAUGGGCCAUUUACAUUGUAGAACAUCCUUCCUCUUGGAUUUGUCCGCUGUUUUCUGACAACUGUGGCAGAAGCCAGAAAAGACAUGUUCUUGUGGUACGUGACUUUUUGGGUGGGGAGGGUCUCUUUCAGGUGACGUAACUCUUUAUCAUUCACUUUAUUAUUUGCACUGUGAAGUUACUAUUUCCAAUUUGUGAUUAGGAUUUUCUGGAAAGAGACAGGUAAACAACCUUUUUUCAUCAGUUUUUUUACCCCCAUUUAGAUCUGUCAGUGAUUUGUGCUAAUUCCCACACCAAGGAAAGAGAUUUAUCUUUUCCAUUUAUUUAUUUGUUUAUGCAUAUGGACUCACUUAUUCCUAUAUGUUCAGUGGGGUCCAGUUUGCUACUUUUCUCAUUUAUUGAGAUCCUUAGAUUGUCCCAGGUUUGGCCAUUAGGGGCCAUUCCAGCUAUCCUUGAGUCCUUGUGACAUCCUUCAUUUGUUAGCACUUUGCUUUCUGAGACAGCAAACUUUUCCAAGCUACAUGUUCUUUCCCCCAGCUGUGAAAUCAGUUCUUUUCCCAAGAAGUCCUGGGUUUGGUUUUGGUUUUUUGUGGAGAAGGUUUUGGAAAACAAGACCUGAAUGUUAGGUGUGUAUAUUGUUAACCGAGACUGUAACUUCUGGGCCUUUCAGCAGAGAGUUAGGAAAUAGAUACGUGUAUGCUUACACAUAAACAUCAUCUUGUAGCAACUCCCAUACUUGUCACUAUAAUAAAAAUCACCAAUUCCAGUUCACGCCACAGACCUUGUUCUGCUCUUCCCUCUUCCCAUAUUUGUGACAAUCCAGUCUUUUAUUUAAAAAAUAGAAAUAUGGUUCCUAUUAUGUUCAAUAUAUUUGCAGACUAUUUUUGCUCAGUCCUAGAAUAUACUGAAAGUCUCAGAACUGCUAAUCCAUAAUCACUGUAAAAACAUUGACGCAUCAGUGUGUAUCUACAAAUCUUUGAUUGGUUUGAAUCUAUACAGUGAAAGUACUUGGUCAAGCUGGGUUUGCCUGUGUAGUUGGAAGGCCGAGGCAAAAGGAUCACCAUGAUUUGGAGUCAGCCUGGGCCACCAGAUGAGUUAAAGGCGAGCCUGAACUACAGAGUGAGACUCUGUCUCAAAAAACAAAAAUACUGUUUCCAAAAGAUACUCGUAUCUGGGUUUUGUCUUUUUUCUCUCUCACACUGGGUAAGUUUGUUUCUGUUGUGUUCCACCUUAGUGGUUUUGUAUAUGUUUAUCAGUUUCCCUUCUUAAGGUUCAUGACUCAAUUUUUAAAAUUUCAUUUAUCUAUUUUUGGUACCAGGAAUUGAAUUUAGGACCUCGUGCUUGUGCUGCUGAGCUAAAUCCCUGGCCCAUGACUCAAAUUUUAAAACAUAAAACUUUUUCAAAGGGAGAUUAGGAAAACAGAUAUAGUGAAGUCUUAUUUAUAGAUACAUAAUAUCUUAUAUAUUACAUAUCUAAAAUACAUAAUUGAGGGUGAAACUGGCUGCCCUUAAACUCACUGCAUGACCUCAAACUUAAGAUGACCCUCAACCUCAGCCUCCCAAGUGCUGGGAUAACAGAUAAGUGCCACCACAUCUGGUGACACACUUAACAUCUUAAGGAUAAAAUAUUUUCCCAAAUUAUGUAUAGAUUCAGUAUGGCCUCAAUCAAAAUCUGAAUAGAAAUAGUUUAGGACUUAGUCCAAAUUACCCUAACUAGAAAGUGUCUUAAUGUUUGGUAGCAAAUAAAAACAUACACUCAACUAGCAUUAAGUUAGAUGAGGAAUUUAUUGGAGUACUACAGACAAACCCACUUUAUACCAUUGAGGACAGUGGAGCAUGGACAGGAACAACUUUCCAAGUUCUUUUUCCCCUUUGUCCAUUUCAUUCCUUUUGAAACUACCAGAUAAAUCAUGCAUGGUGGUGCAUGCCCAUAAUCCCAGCACUUGGGAGGGUGGGAACAGAAGAUUGUUGUGAGUUUGAGGCCAGCCUGGGCUACACAGUGAGUUAAAGGCCAGGCUGAAUUACAUAAUGAGAUGCUGAUUUGAUAACAGAAAGGGAAUGAGGAGGGAGAAACAAAGGAAACAGCUACCUGAAAUCUGCUGCCUGCUUCCCAGCCCUCACACAUCAAGGAUGGACGUAACACUGUGACAUAACAGGACUAGCCUCAAAUGUAUCUGCCCAGGACAGCUACUGCUCUUUUGGUUAUCAGCUUAUGGAUCUCUGCAGGCUAAAGUCAGGGGUUAAAAUCACGGGUUUCUUUUGGAGCUAGUCAAGUUUGAGGUGUCUAAGAAUUCAACUGAUUGUUAACAGCCCUGCACCUCAAGAAAAGUUUGGGGAUAGAGAUGCAAGCCUGAGAGUCACUGGUAUACUUUUAAAUAGGUUGGGUGUGUUGCUUAGUGGUAGAGCACUUCCUUAAAGUACAUGAGUCCUUGUUGGAUUCUCAGCAACUCCAAAAUAAUACAUAAAAUGGGAUAUGGAUCCCCAGGAAAAUAUGAGAUAAUUAAAGAGAGAAUGAGGAAGGGACCUCAGACAGGCCCAAGUCUCACCAGCACUGAGCAUUCAGUAGUGGGGGAGGAAGAGAAGCAACAAGGCACCCAUGGAAAAGGGACCUGGGUAGACAGGAGGAGGGGCAACUGCAUUACACCCUGUGCAGAAGGAAGUUUUCCUGCAAAAGAGAAGUGAGAGAACUACAGAGACGCCCGCUGCAUGAAAUCUGGGGCAGGAGCCCGGUGGGGAGGGUCUCUCUAGUCCAGGCAGGCAGGGAUAAUGGGGAGCUGGGAGAGGUGGAGGGAAGAACGAGAAAUGAAAUCCUUCCUCCACAAAUAGAGAUAAUGGUGUUGAAUAUAAAGAGGCACUCUGUGAUGUACCAGAAAAAAUGGGCAAAUAUAGGUAGACAUGUAGAUACAGUAGGAAAGGGAGGGCCUUUCAGGACAGCUUUCAGCUCCUAUGUUUUCAAAUUUUGGGGAGGCAAGAUUAUCUGUUGCAGAAGAAAA